Messenger RNA from Sabethes cyaneus, 864 nucleotides. Its product is annotated as mitochondrial inner membrane protease ATP23 homolog. The record is from RefSeq and is a predicted model, not a curated record. Gene Ontology annotation, molecular function: metalloendopeptidase activity. The transcript has 3 exons. Gene Ontology annotation, biological process: mitochondrial protein processing; mitochondrial proton-transporting ATP synthase complex assembly. Gene Ontology annotation, cellular component: extrinsic component of mitochondrial inner membrane. Lineage: Eukaryota; Metazoa; Arthropoda; Insecta; Diptera; Culicidae. The coding region runs from base 49 to 837 and encodes 262 amino acids.
AAAGGUUUAAAAAUUUAUUAAUUUCAUUCCUGCAAUUCUACUAGUUUAAUGAUGUCCGCCAAAGCGAAACCCAACGAUCCUAGUUCAACACCUCCCGUUCCCAAUGCUGUUAUCGAUCGGAAAGCCGAAGGCGAGGAUGGCAAAUGGGGCUAUGACCUGUAUCCAGAGCGGCGCGGUGAAAAAUAUAAACCGAGCUGGGGCCGCAUUUUGCUCGGAAUCGAGGGUACUGAGUUUACCGAUAAAAUUAAAUGUGAACAGAACGUCUACUCGUGCAUUAAAAAUAGUCCAAUGGUGAAACUGAUGAUGGGAGCGCUCAAAAGUUCCGGUUGUGCAAUCGACAUUAGACGACACAUCGCAUGCGAGGUGUGUGAUGUUUCCGUGAGCGGCGGGUACGAUCCGGUCUUGAAUCAGGUAGUGGUUUGCCAAAACAUUGCCCGCAACGAGGGAAUAGUACAGGGAGUGCUAACGCACGAGAUGAUUCACAUGUUCGAUUACUGCCGAAACGAUUUGGAUUUCAAAAACAUCGAUCAUCUGGCCUGCACGGAGAUUCGCGCUGCCAACUUGACUCAUUGCUCAUUUCUUAGUGCAUGCACGCAGGGCGACGCGUCGCCGUUUAAAAUUAAGCAAGCACAUCAGGAUUGUGUUAAAACAAAGGCCCUUAAUUCGGUGCUUGCGGUACGGAAAGUAUCACCAGAAGAGGCGAUUGCAGCAGUUGAAAGAGUGUUUCCCAAGUGCUACAACGAUCUGGAACCGAUUGGCCGGCGGAUACGAAGGAAUUCCAAAGAUAUGUACAAAGCAUACAUGGAAGGUCCGAUGUACGGUUACGACGUAGAUUAGAUAUCUAUUAUUGAUAGAAAAGAUAAA